Tribolium madens (black flour beetle) is the source of this 1204-nucleotide messenger RNA. Its product is annotated as probable transaldolase. Gene Ontology annotation, biological process: pentose-phosphate shunt, non-oxidative branch; carbohydrate metabolic process; pentose-phosphate shunt. Lineage: Eukaryota; Metazoa; Arthropoda; Insecta; Coleoptera; Tenebrionidae. The coding region runs from base 122 to 1132 and encodes 336 amino acids. The transcript has 4 exons. Gene Ontology annotation, cellular component: intracellular anatomical structure; cytoplasm. The record is from RefSeq and is a predicted model, not a curated record. Gene Ontology annotation, molecular function: transaldolase activity.
AAGUGAUAACCUCAGCACGCCGCACAGCUUUUCCCUUCCCACCACUCGGAAAAACACAUAAUCAUCGUUGGACAGCGAGGUCGCGGGCGAUAAUUUUCUAAUUUUUAACUCAAAGACGAAGAUGUCAGAGCCUCAGUGUAAAAGAAGCAAGAUGACCAGCUCUUUGGAACAGUUGAAAGCUUUGACCACGGUGGUGGCCGACACCGGGGAUUUCGAAGCUAUGAAAACCUACAAACCGACCGAUGCCACCACCAACCCUUCUUUGAUCCUGGCCGCCUCCAACCUCCCCCAAUACAAACACCUGGUCCAAAAAGCCGUCCAGUAUGGCAACAAAGUGGGCCAAACAACUGAAGAGAAACUGGAAAAUGCAAUGGACCUCCUCUGUGUGCUUUUCGGUGUCGAAAUUUUGAAAAUCGUCCCUGGACGGGUCUCGACUGAAGUCGAUGCUCGAUUAUCAUUCGAUAAGGAUGCAAGCAUCGCCAAGGCAAAAAAACUGAUCCAACUCUACGCCGACCACGGAAUUGGCAAAGAACGCGUUUUGAUCAAACUAGCCUCGACUUGGGAAGGCAUCCAAGCGGCGAAAGAACUGGAGCAAAAACACGGAAUUCACUGCAAUCUCACUCUCUUGUUCAAUUUUGCGCAAGCUGUGGCUUGUGCUGAAGCCGGAGUGACGCUAAUUUCGCCCUUCGUGGGGCGUAUCCUCGACUGGAAUAUCGCCAACACUGAGAAGAAAUCCUACACGGGAGAUGAGGACCCGGGGGUGGUGUCCGUCACCAAGAUUUAUAAUUAUUACAAGAAGUUUGGGUACAAGACUGUGGUCAUGGGGGCGUCGUUCAGGAAUAUUGAGGAAAUCAAGUCGUUGGCUGGGUGUGAUUUGUUGACGAUCAGUCCGAAGCUUCUGGGGGAGUUGGAGGCGUCGAAUGACCCCGUCCCCAGGAAGUUAUCGCCCGAAAAUGCCGCCAAACAGCCACUGGAGAAGAUCGCCUUGACGGAAUCGGCCUUCAGGUGGAUGCUAAAUGAGGACAAAAUGGCCACUGAUAAGCUGUCCGAAGGGAUUAGGAAUUUUGCAGCCGAUUGCAUCAAGCUGGAAAAUACCAUCAAAACGCAAUUGAAAGCGUCUCCCAAGAAAUAAUUUAUGAUUACAUUCCCGUCAAAUGUUUUAUAUUGUGUCAAGUUUGAGAAAAUAAAUAAUUAUAAUGGUGAA